Molecule: messenger RNA, 2122 nt
Organism: Bemisia tabaci
Lineage: Eukaryota; Metazoa; Arthropoda; Insecta; Hemiptera; Aleyrodidae
Gene: TfIIFbeta
Product: transcription factor TFIIFbeta
Biological process (GO): transcription by RNA polymerase II; transcription initiation at RNA polymerase II promoter
Cellular component (GO): transcription factor TFIIF complex
Source: RefSeq, a predicted model, not a curated record
UUGUUUUGGUUUGACUUCUGACUUUCGUUUUAGCGAAAAUUCCGAUCCGUGUCGUGGAAGAAAGCCGUCGAGAUUCAUAAUUACUAAUUUUCCGGUUCAACACGUAUUUUCAGUAAUUGUUAUGUGUCUCUGUCAUCGUUAAAAUUGAAUUAUCCUCUGCAAAUCUAUAACACAGGUUUAUAACAGGAAAUAAGGGUUUCUAGUGAGGCACCAUGUCUAAUCAACCAUCCACAGAAAAAGAAUUAGAUGUUUCGCAUGCAGAUAAAACAGUAUGGUUAGUGAAGGUUCCGAAAUAUAUUGCAAAUCGCUGGGAGAAAGCACCUGGGAACAUCGAAGUUGGGAAACUCAAAAUUGCCAAAACUAGUGUUCCGGGUGGCAAAACCCAAGUAACACUCAAUCUAUCAGAAUCAGUGAUGUUGUUAGCUGAGCCAGGCGAGAAACCCAUUCCACGUCAACACAGGUUGGAUGUUUCCCAAGUUACCAGACAGACACUUGGUGUUUUCUCUCAUUAUACUCCUAAACCAGAUAGUGAUGCAAUAGUUCCUGAAACCGAGAAACUAGUCCUUGAGGGAAGAAUUAGCCAAAAAUUAGAAUGUCGACCUUAUGCCGAUACAACCUACAUGAAGUUGAAGGUAGAGUCCAUCAGGAAAGCAAUGGAGCCAACCAGGAAAGUAAUGCGUUUAGAUAGAGUGGUCCAAAAUUAUAAACCUGUAUCAAACCACAAAAAUAAUAUUGAGUACAUGGAGAAGAAGAAAGCAGAAGGGAAGAAGGCCCGUGAUGACAAAGAAUCUGUUAUGGAAAUGUUAUUCGCUGCUUUUGAAAAACAUCAAUUCUAUAAUUUGAAAGAUCUAGUUCAGAUAACUAAACAGCCUCCUAAUUAUCUCAAAGAAAUUUUGAACGAUAUUGGAAACUACAGUAUCAAGGCUCCUCAUAGAUGCAUGUGGGAGCUGAAACCUGAAUAUCGCCAUUACAAAGCAGACGCUGCUGACCCACCAGGGACUUCAUCUGACAAGAAAUGAAGACCUCAAUCCUCCACCUGAAUAAUAUUUUCAAGUAAUUUAGAACAUGAUUUUAUCAACUAGGGAAUUACCUCAGAAACAAGCGAGUUUGAAAAUUGUUUGUAAAAUUCUAAUUCGAUUCACUGCCAUUCAGGGAACCAACAGCCCAGGAAAUUUUCACAGCAUUUUUGAGAAACACAGAUUCAUGAUCAGUAGUAUUUUUUUAUGGCAGGUAUUAUUAAAAGAGAAAAAAAUAGACAAGGAUCAUUAUCAAUGAAAAGACUUGGUGUGAUGACAAAUUCAUCUUAAUGAUUUCAACAAGAGGUGCGUUGUUGAAGUAAAUUGUUUGGGAAUGUUUGGAAACAGAAGUACCCGGUGCCAAAUAGUAGGCAUUGUUCGACUCAAUUUGAAUUACCUGAUAACUUGCGUGUUCACAUAUAAAUGCACAAUGUUUCUAUCAAAAGCCGAACAAUUUCGGGAGGUUUAUUGGAUCGAUGAGCCGCGUAUAGUGAACGGAAGAACCAAACAAUAUCAGAUAAGUUUACUUCAACACAUGCACCAAAGAUGAAUAAGAUAUGAGCAUUAAUCCUUCUUUUAUCACAAAUAAUCUCGGAGGAUAAAUUAUUAUCUAGACAUAAUUUAAAUCACACCAAAUAGACAAGGUUGUGUGGCAAAAUGGGCUGUUAUUAGGGCUAAGAUUUUAAUUUUUCAUCUCUAUUUUUUUUUUUUUUUUUAAGCUCUUUUGAAGACAGUAACUGUAUUGAAUGUUUACUUAGCUCAACUUUAAUCGUAAUUUAAGCUCAACAUGAACCUUUUACAUGGAGCAAGUGUUCUUUCAGCUCUCCAAUUCAUGGCUGUUUUGAGAAAUGACCGUUCAAAUUAAUAUACUUCAGAUUUUCAGUUAUAAAACUCGGAAGAGCUAUAAUUUCUUUACUGUCACAACUUAGUCAUUACACAGAUGGAACAAAGAGUGACCAUAGAAAUAUAACUGCAACCAAUCUAAUCUAGGAAUAAUUGUGCGUAUGUAAGUGAACUUUGUUCUUUGUUGUGAUAUAUCUUUAAAAGUAGGUAUUUUCAUUGGUUAAUUUACGUUUUUAAUAAAUUAUUUUAUUACUGUAAACUGA